Messenger RNA from Cervus elaphus (red deer), 4743 nucleotides. RefSeq names its product glutaminase (gene GLS). The record is from RefSeq and is a predicted model, not a curated record. The transcript is spliced from 18 exons. Gene Ontology annotation, molecular function: glutaminase activity; protein binding. The coding region runs from base 215 to 2254 and encodes 679 amino acids. Gene Ontology annotation, biological process: L-glutamine catabolic process. NCBI's taxonomy places the organism in Eukaryota, Metazoa, Chordata, Mammalia, Artiodactyla, Cervidae.
GCCUCAGCCUCAGUGCGGAGCCCUACGCGGUGUGAGGAGAAGCGGCUGCGGGCAGACUGAGGAGAAGCGGCGGCAGCGGCGGCGGCGGCUAGAACCACACCCACGUCUCUGCCCCUGUACUCUUUUGCCCUCUGGCCGUCCCGCCGGAGACCGCAUUCUCGGAAAAGAGCGGCCGCCCACGUCCGGCGCAUCCUCCCCUGACGGACCCAGCGGUAUGAUGCGACUCCGAGGCUCGGCGAUGCUGCGGGACCUGCUCUUGCGCCCGCCCGCUCCCGCCUGCGCGGUUCUGAGGCGGGCGCAGCCCCUCGCCACCCUGUGCCGGCGACCCUUGGGCGGGGGACGAACGGGCCAGGUGGCCGCCGCGCGGCUCUACCCGUGGUGGGGCGGGGGCGGCCGGUCGGCGGGGCCCCUCUCGAGGGGCCUGUCCAGCUCGCCCUCGGAGAUCCUACAGGAGCUGGGCAAGGGGGGCACGCAGCAGCAGCAGCAGCCGCCGCCGCAGCAGCCGCCGCCGCAGCAGCCUGGGGCGUCGCCGCCCGCAGUCCCGCAGGCUCCCGGCCCCAAGGACAGCCCGGGGGAGACGGACGCGUUCUCCAACAACGAGGGCAAGGAGCUGGUGCCUUCAGGCGAAAAUAAAAUAAAACAGGGUCUGUUACCUAGUUUGGAAGAUUUGCUGUUCUAUACAAUUGCAGAAGGACAAGAGAAAAUACCUGUUCAUAAAUUUAUUACAGCACUCAAAUCUACAGGAUUGCGAACGUCUGACCCCAGGUUGAAAGAGUGUAUGGAUAUGUUAAGAUUAACUCUUCAAACAACAUCAGAUGGUGUCAUGCUAGACAAAGAUCUUUUUAAAAAAUGUGUUCAAAGCAACAUUGUUUUGUUGACACAAGCCUUUAGAAGAAAGUUUGUCAUUCCUGACUUUAUGUCUUUUACUUCACAUAUUGAUGAAUUAUAUGAGAGUGCUAAAAAGCAGUCUGGAGGAAAGGUUGCAGAUUAUAUUCCUCAACUAGCCAAGUUCAGCCCCGAUUUGUGGGGUGUAUCUGUUUGUACAGUAGAUGGACAGAGGCAUUCUGUUGGAGACACCAAAGUUCCAUUUUGUCUUCAGUCCUGUGUAAAACCUUUGAAAUAUGCCAUUGCUGUUAAUGACCUUGGAACAGAAUAUGUGCAUCGAUACGUUGGGAAAGAGCCAAGUGGAUUAAGGUUCAACAAACUGUUUUUAAAUGAAGAUGAUAAACCACACAAUCCUAUGGUAAAUGCUGGAGCAAUUGUUGUGACUUCAUUAAUAAAGCAAGGAGUGAAUAAUGCUGAAAAAUUUGACUAUGUAAUGCAGUUUUUGAAUAAGAUGGCUGGUAAUGAAUAUGUUGGAUUCAGUAAUGCAACGUUUCAGUCUGAAAGAGAAAGUGGAGAUCGAAAUUUUGCAAUAGGAUAUUACUUAAAGGAAAAAAAGUGUUUCCCAGAAGGCACAGACAUGGUUGGUAUAUUGGACUUCUAUUUCCAGCUAUGCUCCAUUGAAGUAACUUGUGAGUCAGCUAGUGUGAUGGCAGCAACACUGGCUAAUGGUGGCUUCUGCCCAAUCACUGGUGAAAGAGUACUGAGUCCUGAAGCAGUUCGAAAUACACUCAGUUUGAUGCAUUCCUGUGGCAUGUAUGAUUUCUCAGGACAGUUUGCUUUCCAUGUUGGUCUUCCUGCAAAAUCUGGAGUCGCUGGGGGCAUUCUUUUAGUUGUCCCCAAUGUCAUGGGCAUGAUGUGCUGGUCUCCUCCUCUGGACAAGAUGGGCAACAGUGUUAAGGGAAUUCACUUCUGUCAUGAUCUUGUUUCUCUAUGUAAUUUCCAUAACUAUGAUAAUUUGAGACACUUUGCUAAAAAACUUGAUCCACGAAGAGAAGGUGGUGAUCAGAGGGUAAAGUCAGUGAUAAACCUUUUGUUUGCUGCAUAUACUGGAGAUGUGUCUGCACUUCGAAGGUUUGCUUUGUCAGCCAUGGACAUGGAACAGCGAGACUACGAUUCUAGAACGGCACUCCACGUAGCUGCUGCGGAGGGUCAUGUUGAAGUUGUUAAAUUUCUCCUGGAAGCCUGCAAAGUAAAUCCUUUCCCCAAGGACAGGUGGAAUAACACUCCCAUGGACGAAGCGCUGCACUUUGGGCACCACGACGUAUUUAAAAUCCUGCAGGAAUACCAAGUCCAGUACACGCCUCAAGGAGAUUCCGACAAUGGAAAGGAGAAUCAAACGGUCCAUAAGAAUCUCGAUGGACUGUUAUAAUAGUCUUAAGCCCAAGAUUUAAAUCACUUACCUAUGUAAUUGUGGAAAAUGAUUAUGAAGAACGUGUGUAUUCCUAUCUGGUAGUGAUGUAUAUUUUACAACAUUGGUCAUUUCAGUGUUACUGGAGUUUCUUCAUUGUGCGCACAGGACAAAUCUGAUCUCUUUGGGAAAAAAUAGAAAUAAAACAAUCUCCCUACAUAAUGUGAGCAAUAUUUACCUCGUGCAUUGUAUAAUUUGAUGUAAAAGAUACAUUUACCAAUGCUAGCUUUACUGUGUGGUCUUCAUGAUUUUUGUGUAUUUUGUGAAUUUUACAGUUUAUGGUGAUCUACUGAUAUGCAUUUAUAAAUUAAACUCUAUUGUACAGUUUGUCCGAAUGGGUCAAGGCUACCUUUAGGCAAGACAGUGUAAUUUUCAUGACUUCAAAUACAGAUUUAGUUUGAGUGAACAACUAUAUGCACUUAUGGUUAUGAGUUUAAAAUGUCCCCCAUCACCCUAGCUUCAUGAUGUGACUCUCAAAAUUAUAAUCGUUAACAACUGUUAGUAGGAUAGACCAAUUCUGAUUAGACCUUAUCAGGGAAUCUGUUUAAGGUAUGUUUGGUGACCAAAACAUAUGUGUGAAUGUAGUUAAAAUAUUUUGGAAAGAAUUUCCUUUUUCUAUAUCCCCUCAGACCAGUUUCUUUUCCAGACGUUUAGCUUUUUGCCUUUCCUUUAGCUGGGAAAGUGGGUGCUGGCAUACUAUGCAGUUUUCAUGUUUUCCACAAUAAAACAGAAAAUGCCUCCUGUAUCUGGCAUCCGAGCUGUAACUAUGCCAUUUGUCUACAGGAGAUGAACCAGAGACAAAUUACUAAGCUAAAUACAAAUUAGUCCCAAUUCAUCAGCCAGUAAAAGGAAGGGAUGUGCUCCGACAGCUCUUUAAGAAGAUAUUUUUCAGCUUUCAGGAUAAAUUCAGACGUGCUCUAAGCUACCAAAGUUAUUAUGAAGGUAUGGGAACUGCUACCAAGAACAUUUGUUUUAAAACCUGUCAUUAAAAGUCUGCAUCAAGGUAUCUAUUCUGUUUAGGGGAUCACUAGACCGCUCCUGUUUUCUCCUGUUUUUCUACUGUAUAUUUUUGGUGGACUUUACAGUUCAAUAAUAAGAAAAGGCUAUUUAAAAUCAAAAUCCAUCAUUUGUCUUGGGGAGAAACUGCACAUAUACAUUAUCCUGUCAUACCUCAGAGGUAUAAAAGGGUAUGUUAAUGAGGAUUUCUGAAAUUAAAUACACACACACAAAUGGACUUCUCUGAAGCUGUGUUUAGUGAAAUGAGUAGAAUCCUCAGCUACGUGAAUGCUGGCUGUUAUGUUAAUAUAACAAAUCCCUUUUUCUUCCCCUUUCUGUCAGCACACACUGCUGCUUCCAGGCUAUAUCAUGCCCAGUGGCUCCAAUCCCACUCCAGCGGCCUCCAAAUGUUUCAAUUACUGCUCCCAGUCUAAUCAGUAACUUCUGCCAUUGUCCCCUUAUUGCCUAGGCAGCACCUCGGCAGGUGGAACAUGGCGAGUGUUCCUUAACAGAGCUGCAUCAGGCACGAUGCCACUGUCAAGUUUGUGCUUCUGUGUGGAGUAUGGUGGGUGGGCGUUCCUGCCCCAUGGGUCUGUCAGACAUGUAGACAGGUAGUAUUUGUAAAAUGCUGCAGAGGAACAGCAUUAUUCCCAAAGAUAUCAUGGGGUAGACACUCUGUAAUCGAAAUGAUUUGAAAUAAUUGCUCCAACAGCAGCCUGCUCUGUGUGAAUUAAAUGAAACAUUAAGAUAGUUCAGUUACGUGACUUGAAGACUGCCAAUGAUUUUGAGAAUUUUUGUUCUGUUACUUGGGAACAAAGCGUUUUCAUCUUCUCAGAUCAAGACUAUUCUGUGCAAUCUUUGUGGUUUAGUUAAAUGUGCCCUUAUUUACCCAUGAUGUUAUUUAUGACUGUAGACUGGGUCUUGCUCUGCUAUUUGCUAUUGGCUGGUAAUAAUAAUGAACACGUUUCACUUAAAUGCUUUUAACUCUGCUGUUAAGUGCUGCCAUCAGUAUGCUCCAAAGAUCUUUUUAUUCUGGCUUUAGGAUCAUAUGUGCUUUUUCAGUACCACAGAGCUCUAUAUGGUGGUGUUUCUUUAAAGCUUGUAUACACUGUUGUUUUUGCUGGUCUCCGUUCUAAUGAUCUCAUCUCUUGAGUGUAAUGUGCUGUACCCCACUGCUGCCCAUCCUGCCCUUCAGCUGCAGAACUAGAUCAGCUAUUGACCAUUUGAUGCUGUUAUCUGCCUGGCAGGAAUUGAAUGACCUGAUGCUGGAUUUAGGUUCUUUCUGGGGAUUGUACAGUUAUGAAUGUAUUUGCUUCCAGAACCUCCCAAAGUGAAUCUAAUCUUAAAACUGUAAGUUGUAAGUAUUCUGAAAUUGGAAAAUAUUUAUUUUAAUUGAAAUCAGGUAGUGUUGCUUUUUACAGCUUAAUAAAUACAUGUAUCAAAAAAACCAAAAA